This is a messenger RNA of Paramecium octaurelia, 8617 nucleotides long. The record is from the annotation of a GenBank genome assembly. NCBI's taxonomy places the organism in Eukaryota, Ciliophora, Oligohymenophorea, Peniculida, Parameciidae.
AUGAUAAAUUUAUUCUUAUUUCUGAUUAUCUAAACAAAGUUGGUUGAUGGUUUUGAGACAAUUAAAAUGAAUUCAUCUAAUCAAUAUUUAAGGAGAUUAGUUUAAUUGAAAGAUGAUGAAUAGACAAGAAAUAGUUGUUUGACAUAUGGAAUCUGGUCAAAGUAUAACCCUCUUAGUACAAUCACUCAAAUGGGGAAAUUUGGAUUGUUUGAUAGUCAUUGCUUUCAUUUGCACAAUGUAAUUGAUUAGGAAUCCCAAAGUUUAAAUCUCGUUUAUUACGACUGCUUAAACUCUGCUUCUAAGAAAAUAACAAAAACACUUUUAUUUAUCAAUAAUCGAGAUGAAUAGAAUAGAUUUGAAAUAACGAUAGAUCCAUUUGACUACGAAAAUACUUGGUUUUAUUUAUAAAUUAUAUCCUGGCCAUUAUAAGAUAUAUUUAGAUUGAUAAUAAUGAAAAGAUAAGAAAUUUAGUAUGAAACAACAAGAUAAAUGAAAUACCCAUUCAAAGAUACAAACUUAAUAUUUACUUUCGGAAGUAAUCUUUUAGUACGUAAUUCAAGAAUAAAUGAUCAAUCAAUAGGCCAAAUAUUUUCAUAUUUUCCUGGUCCUAUUAUUUUGUAAGAUGUCUCAAUUUCAAGUUUAGCCCUUGAUUUUGCUUUUAUUGAUUCUGCAAAUAAAGUAUAUAGUUCAAUCAAGAGCUGUGUUUGUUCAUCAAAUUCGAAAUCUUUGAUAGGAGAUAUGGAUGUUAAACAAUAAGAUAUGAAUUAAUUUAUUUCUGAUAAAAUAAAUUGUGACUCGUUUGUAUUAGCGGGUUGGAUUAAAGUUAAGGAAAUUGUCAAUUAAUAAGAUCAAUCAACUUAUCAGCUAAUCAAAAUAUAAGCGAAUUUAUUACAUCCAACUUUCUAGAAUCAAAACUUAUCUCCGUUCCAACUUAUGUAUCAUCUCAGUUAAUAGAAAAAUGAAAUAGAAAUUACAACCUAUAGCUAUACCUUCCCUGAUGUUUCUAUUGACUUUUCAAAUAAUCCUUUCCUGCUCUCACGGAGAAUCUUAAUUAAAAAUAAGAUCACACUCUGGCAUUAUCUCAAAGUUGAACUGUAAAAAAAUAAACUUAACGUGGCAAUAAUAUUUUAUGAAGAUAAAGAUACUUUUCAUUAUGAUGCAAAUUUUUAAGUACUUUAAUUUCAAAAUUGUCAAUUUAAGGUUUAAUAUGGAAAUUGUUUAUAAACUAAAAUUAAUAUUUUAACCAUCUUAAUUAGAAAUUUGGAAUUUUAUAAUUGUUAUAAAAAACUUACACAAUAAAGUUGUCAUUAUAGUUGCUUAGAAUGUGACGGUCCAACCAACCAAGAUUGCUUAUCUUGUUCAAUUGGCUCUCAAAGAAUAUAUCUCCCAAAAUAUAAAGUCUGCAUUUGUCCACAAAACACAAUUGAUAAUCAGAAUCAAUGCUAAGAGUAUUAAAAUUCAGGUUUACGAUUAAUAAAAAAUGAAGAUCCAAUUACUAGUUAGGAUUGUAAAUACGGAUACUUCGAGUUCGAUGGAGAUUGUAUUAAAUGGUAUCAUUUGAUUUUUAUUUAGUCCUUCUAUGAUAAAAGAGCAAUUUAUUAGUUGUGUUGAAUGUCUAAAAAACCCAAAGACAUGGUUUGAAUAUCCUAUCUGCUAUAUAGUCUAUGUCAUUAAACCAAAUAUCACUUUUGAUGAGGCAUACAUUCCAUUUGGUCGAAUCCACUAUUAUUUUGAUGGAAUAUUACUUAACCCUAUUCAUAAUAUCCAUACAUCAACUUAUGAAACAGAUCUUAAAAAUAUAGAUGGCAUUUUUAAGGAAUUUUAGUUAGCCUAAAAUAAUUUUCGACGCUUUUGUUAAUAGAUGGAUUUUGCAGUAACUGAUUAAUUCAUUUGUUAUGAAUGCUUAAUUGAUAAUUGUUAAGUUUGUUAGAUUACUCCUACUUCUUUUGAAUGUGUAGGUUGUUAUGCCAAAUAUGUUCUCAUAAAUGGUGAAUGUAUAUAAUAAUCUCAAGAUAAUUCAAUAUCUACUCUCGUUUGUUUACCUCCCUUUUAUUAUUCAUUUGAAAAAUAAUGUAAAAUUUGUGAAAUUAAAUAUUGCAUUUAUUGCUUUGAAUAUUCAACAAGUGAUUUAAAUGUAUGCACUUUAGUAACGGUCUCUGAUUUCAAUUUAAGAAAUCUGUAAAAUAUCAAAAUAGGUUGCGCACUUUGUGAAGAAAACUAUAUAUUCGAUUUCACUCUUGGGUUGUGUUUAAAGCAAAUUCCCGAAAUUGAUAAUUGUUAAAGAACUUACAUCAAUUUAUAGAGUCAGGAGCAAUGCGUUUCAUCAAAGAAUCCUGAUUUUUCUAUUGCACCAGAAAUAUCUAAUUGUUAGAAAUAUAUUGACAAUUGCAAUUUAUGUUCUUUAAAUAUUGAAAAAAAAAUUAAAUGUGUUGUGUGUUAGGAUAACUAUGUAAUAGAAGACAAUAAAUGUUAUUAAAAUGAAGAAUUUAAUCUUUAAAACAAUUUAAUUUAGAAUUAUACAAAUAAGAUUUAAAGUUUUAUUCUUUAAUUUGUUCCAAACCUAAAAACAACUGUUUAUAGCAAAUAUUUAAGUUUAUUAAACUCAGAUAAGUAAUUUUGUGAUUCUUAAUGCCUGUUAUGUGAUAUAACUAUUCCGUACUGCAAAUACUGCCCAUUAAAUUAUCAAAAAAAAUACAUUAUAACAGAGAAAGGACCAAAUUGCACUUAUUGUCAUCCGUUGUGUUAAGUGUGUACGGCUCGUUCUACUAAAGAGAUGCAAGUAUGAAAAUCAAACAUCAUAAAUAGCUUAAUUUUCCCAAUUUCAAUGUUACUCAGGACAAUUAAAUCUACACUAAGACAUGCAUAAAAGCAUAUUUCGACCCUUCCAUCUUUUAUGAUCAUUAUUCUCAAACUGUGAAGUAUUGUUUCAAUCAGGAUUGUAAAGAUAAAUAUAUUUUUGACGUUUCUUAUCCCUCAUGUGAUUUUACAAGAUUUAAUAAAAUGUAUGAAUCAGCAAUCAAUACCUAAUAUUGUAACUAAAUUGGAAUCGAGUACCUUAAAAUAAAUUUCACUUUUCAGGUUUUACAACCAAAUUGUUAUCUAACUUUGCCAUUAAAUUUCUCAACUCAAUUAAAAUAAAAAGUAUUCACUAUAAAAAAGGUAGAGUUCAAAUUAACAUCGUAAAAAUAUUUAGAAAUUACUCUUUUUACCAAUAACUCAUUCAAAAAUUAUGAUUAAGUUGAGAUAAGCAAUUUAGGAUUUAUUAUUUCUGAAGACUCAUACUUUCUAUUCCAAAAUGCAAAUAACAAAAUUGAUUUGAUACUAUCUAAUUUUACAAUUAGGUAAAGUAUUGUAUAGAAUAUAGAUUCUAUGUUCAGAGCAGAUAUAUUUGGUAAUAUCAUCAUAAAUAAUUUUACUGUCGAAAAUAGUACCUUUAUCAACUCCUCAAUUUUUAAUUUUUAAUAAAAUUAGGUUUAGGGGACAAUAUCUAUAACAAAUCUAAAAUUUAAAAAUUGUACAAUUAUAGAAUCAGCUUUAUUUAAAAUGUCUAAAGUGGAAUCCAUUAUUUCUUUAAAUUACUUUAUUUUAGAUUAAUCCCUGUUAAGAAAUUCAUCAAUAUUCAGUUUUUACAGCAGUUAUUCCUAAUAAUCAAAACAUCUAAACUUAUUGAAUACAAUUAUAAGAAAUAGCAAUUUCUCUCGAUCAUAUUUAAUAAACUGCACAAAUUAAAUAGAAGUAAAUAUGCAUGAUUUUCAAUUCUAUUUAAACUCUUUAGAAGACUCUGUCAUUUUUUAAGUUAGUCAUAACAUUUCAAUGACUAAGUUAAACAUGUACCAGAAUGUCCUCUCUUUCUCCUAAUUCCUAACCAUAACUUAAAUAUUGUUGAAACAUCAAAUUAUGUGUAAGAUAAAUGAAUUUAUAGCAAAUUAAAAUCAUUAUUAGUCUUCCAAUAUAAUUUUGAUCUUUUCAACAUUUUCAACAAACUCGCUUAUUAUCAACUUUGACAAUUUUUAAAUAACAGAAAAUUUCAAAUUAUUUAAAUAAAAUGAAAAUAUUUAACUAUUUUGUAUGAAUAGUUAAGAAAUUCACAUGUCAAAUUUUUUAAUUAUUGAUAAUCACGAUUUAGUGAUAUUUUACUUAUCUGAAAAUACUAAAAUAUCAAUUACAAAUAUGACUUAUAAAAACUCCAUCCAAAACUUUAAAAUUCCUAUAUCCUCAAGCUGUUUAAUUACCAAUAACACAAACAAGUUAUUAUAUAUUUUUGGAUUUACAACCAUUUACAUUGCAAAUGUCUAGGUCUUACAAAUUCUGAGUGUUGAGGAACCUAUAAUCUAGAUUAGUCCAAGCCAACAAAAUAUAUCAUAUGUUACUCGUUAGAUUCAGAUAAUUAAUGUUACUUUUACUCAAAAUAUUCUCAUUUAAUCAACUUUAACUAAUCUGAUUUCUUUGUUAAUUAUAGAAUCAGAUAAAAAAGCAAAUAUUUUACUGUAAAAUAUUGAAUAUGAAGAAAACUUUCUUCAUUCUUACACUAGUAAUGCUUUAAGAGAAGCUGCUAGUCUUUUGUACAUCACUUCAUCGUUAAGUCAAUUGAUAGUUAUGAAUUUUUUCUGUAAAAACAAUGCAUUCACAAAUUCAUCAAAUGCUUUUAUCGCUAUGAUGUCAGCUGAGAUAAUUCUUAUCAAUUAUACUAUAACUAAUCACAAUUUUUUAUCUUAAUAAAUAUGGACGAAAUAUUACGAAUUGCAAUUCAACGAGAAUCUAAAUCAAUAAAAUCUAAAUGAAAUUAUUUUCUAAAUUUUAUAGAUUAAAAAUAUUGGAGGAGCAGGAUUAUUUUCAGUUAAAAACAUGUCUUGUAUUGAUUGCUCAUUUUCACAAAUUCUUGCUAUGUAAAGCCCUGUUUUUGAUAUCACAACUAGCGAAAGAGGCUUAAUAAAUUUAUUCAAUAUCACAAUAGAUUAAAUAGAGAGUAAUUUAUUAUCAAUAGAAAAAGGGUCAGGAUGCAUAAGUAUUUAUUCAUCAAACAGUGAUCUGAAUCUAAAUAUAACAAACGCUGUUUUUUCAAGUAUUUUUAAUAGAAUGGCUCCAUCUAUAUUUACUAUUAAUCCCUCAAAAUCGUAAAAUAUUAUCUAACUAAAGAAUACUUAGAUUAUAAAUUGCAUUUCUUUGCUCAAUUAAAUUAUUAAUGUAUAAUUCUCAUCAUCUCAAGCUAAAGAAAACAUCAUCUCCUUCGUAAAUAUGAGGAUUGCUUAAAAAUACGAUGCUUGGUCAAUUUAUUUCUUAAAAAUUAGAGAUUUAUUAAUCUAAGAAGUUACAGAUGCUGUAAAUAAUUAGAAUUCUAUAAUGUCUUUUCAAAAUUGCAUGGUUUCCAUAAAUGAUUUCUUAAUAGAAGGGAUUAUAACGAAUACUAUUUUUUAAUUUUCAAAUACCCCAAAAUUAGAGCUUUUUAAUAUAAAAAUAGACAACAUCUAAAUGUUAUAUUCAUUUAAUCUAAUUCAGGUAACAUAAAUCUAAUAGAUUUAAUCUAUAGUUUAAAUAGAGCAUCUCAUUAUAAAAAAUACUUACCUUUACAAAAAUGAGAUAAAAUCUGAAUCAAAUUAUUAAUUUCACAACUAUAAUAUUAGAGGAUGUAAUAUAAUUUAAUAAGAUUCUGAUAAUGAGAAAGAUUAUUUUUAUGUUUAUGUUAAUUCUCUUCAGCAAAAUAAUUAAUUAGAAAGCUCUUUCUUAUAUUUUAAAAGCAACUCUAAUCAAAAUGGCUAUUAUUUUAAUGACAUUACAUUUGAACAUAAUGAUUGCAAUUGGUGUAAUAAGGGCUUGUUAUUUAUUGAAAUUUCAGACUUUAAUUAUAUUAAAUUUGAGAAUUUCAAUUGCAUUUAUAAUUCAAUCAAACAAUUUGGAUGCUUGCUUUUUUCCUAGUAAACUUAUUUGCAAUCAAAAAUCUCAAUCUCUAACUCUAAUUUUCUCUUUAAUAAUGGAAGUCAAGGCAUUGGAAUAACUGCUCAAAAAACAAAUCUAAUACUUAAAAGGUGUAAAAUCUUAAACAAUAGUGCAGAAACAUUUGGAGGAGGUUUAUACAUGCAAGUAUAAUCAUCAGCCUUUAAUAUCAAUAAAUCAAUUAUUAUUGGUAAUAAAGCUAGAAUUGGAGGGGGCAUUUAUUUAGAAGAUGAUUGCAAACUAAAUAGUAAUAAUUUCUUAGAAUCAUUAUUAUUUUUCAAUUCAGCCGAAGUAUACGGGAAUAAUCUAAAAGAGAUUCCAAAUCAUUUAGCGUUUUUUGUGAAUUAUAUACAGAGUCCUACUGAAUCUGUUUUUUUGAAUAACGAAUAGACAAAUAAAUUGAAUUUAAAAACAUACAGAAUGGUUGAAUAGGGAAUCGAAAUCUUUGCAAAAGAUCUACUCAUCCCAAGCAAUCAAAUCUUAUAAACAUAUCAGAUUUUUGACAUACAUAAUUCAAAUUACAAGCCAUAUAUAAAAGAUAUUAGCCUGCAUUUUGAAAAUAGUAGAAAUGAAAAAAUGCAUAAUUUAGCCAAUUCAUCUUGUGAAGUAAAGGAUAAGAUUAUUGCAAAAGACUUUUAAGAAUUAGCAGAUAGAUCAAAUUAUUAAACUUUGGACUUUGAUAACGAAAAUAGUUCUUUCCCUUUUGGGUCAUUAUCAUUCAGUUUAGAUCCAUAUUAACAAAACUACAGUCAUCUAUAGAUUGAAAUAAGCUGCUAAUUAUAAGAGUCUAGUAAGAUUCUGACAUAUCUACUAUAUGCAAAAAGCCUUAAAUGUUAAUUAGGAGAAUUCUAUGUAGAUAAUGGAUGUUAAUUAUGUUAAUCCAAUUAAGGGUAUUAUUCUGUGAUCUAUGAUGCAACAAAGUGUUCUAUUUUUGAUAAGGAGAAAUACUCUGAUAUUACCUCAAAUAUGAUUAAAUUACUACCAGGAUUUUGGAGACCCAAUAAUUUUUCUGAUUAUGUCGAACCUUGUUUCAAGAAUCCCUUAUUUUGUUUAGGUGGGUGGCAGGUUUCCCAUAAUACAUGCUAGUUAGGACAUAUAGGAGCUUUAUGUGAAGAGUGCGAUAUAUAUAAUAUUAGGGGACAUGGGAGUUAUUUUAAAAAUUAAUGGGAUGAAAAUUGUCUAAAAUGUGAAUUUUAAUGGAGUAACACGUUGCCAAUUCUGAUAGGCUGUCUUUGGUAAUAUAUUUAACUAUUAAUGAAAGGACAUUUAUAUCUAUUUCGAUGUCAUUGAGAAGUAUCUCUAGAUCUAAUUAAUUAUAUGCAUCAUUAAUAAUUGCAUAGAGAUUUAGUAAAAUCCUAUUUAAAUUAAAUUAAGGUAAAUUGUAUUGAUAGAUUUUAGAUCAGGAGAGUAUUUAAUUAAAAAUGAUGAUAAAUUAUAUAUGGAUAUUUAGUGUCAUUUUUACAUUUAACAUCAGAUUUUAAUUUUCCUUACUUUUUGUUGAAUAAACCAGUGAUACCUCUUAUUUUAUUGCAAAAGAUUUCGACUGUUAAAUAUCUUCUAUCGAGCAAAUUCCUCUUGUUUAUUUGAAAAUUUUCGCUAUGUUAAUUUUUAUGAUAAUCCUCUUCAUCCUCACAAUUGCAGGAUCUAUUUUAUAUUCAUUAACGAUUAAACAAAAAUUAGAUCUGAGUCUCCUUUCAAAUACUGCUCUCUACCUAUAUGUUUUUAAUUAUGCAGGAUUAAUAAAGAUGUAUAUUUAUGAUUUAAACUUUAUAGGUUUUCAUCUUUGAUUUCAAAAAGAGAAGUAUCCAAAAACUCUUAUAUUCAAGGAGAUUUAUCGUUGAAAUAUGGAUCUCAAGAUCAUUAUUUGUGGAUGUAUUAUUUUAUCAUUCCUGGAUUGUUUGUUAUUGGUGCAUUGAUUCCUAUCAUGAUAUUUAUACUUUUGAAGAUAAAUAGAACUCGUUUAGAGAAGAUUAAGCUUAGAAGACACAUAUCUUAUUUGUUAAAUGAAUACAAAUAGGAAAGAUAUUAUUGGGAACUCAUAAAACUAUUCAAGAAAUCAAUCAUAAUAUUUAUAAUGACAAAUUUUGAAACUGAUAUUGUGUUGAAAGCAUCGUUGCUAGGAUUAUGUUUACUAAUAUAUCAAAUAUUGGCUACAUUUCAUUAGCCAUUCACUAUUAAAAAAUAUAAUAAUUUAGACCUAUAAACUAGUCAAAUAUGUUCAAUUUCUAUAUUUUUAGCUAUAACCAAAUAUAUUUGUGAAUAGAACAAUUAUGUCUCUCCAUCCACAUUGCUCUAAAUUCUAAUAAUAGGAUGUGUAAUUAAACUUUGUUAUCCAUUUGUUUUUGGAAUUGCAAGAAGUUAUUUUAAAAAGUAUUAGUUCUUCUUUUUGAAUAAAUUAUAUUCUCUUCUAAAUUAGAAAGUACCAAAUUUCUUAUUUACAAUAAUGUUGAUGUAGAAAUUAGAAAAAGAGAAAUUAAGGAAAAAGAAAUUAAAGAAUCAUAUCUCCAAAUUGAAAAGUCAUUUAAUUUAUUACUCAAAAUUAUAACUAAGAAACUCAAAACAAAUAAUGUCAGGUUUUUACUAAAGCUCAUUAAGUUCAAGAACAAAUAGUGUAAAAUCAAGUAGAAUAGGAAUUGAAAAACUAUAUUUUGAUCACACUGAACAAGAGGAAUUUACUAAAAGAUGA